ACCAGAGGCUACGCAACCCUCGCGGGAUGAUGAGGGCACGUCGCCGCAGAGCAGCGGGUAUCUUGCUCGCCGCUUACAACCGGUUGCCGUUCUGCAGUGCUUUGGCCGUUCCAUCCACAGCGGCGGCACCUGCUACUACAGGUCAACUGCGGAACAAUAGCACGAUGAUGAUGCUGGGCGGAAGACGCAGGUCGGUUCAAGUACUAUGGCAGAGCGCUCCAUAUCAUGUGCCGUCACUGCCGUCGGCACACAAGGUUUCUAGGGACACCUCCCCUCGAUGCCACCUCCAGAUGAGACGAGGACAGCCAUCACCUCCGCGAGUACGUUUCCGCUUCUCUUCCUCUGCUUCCCCCACUGCUGGUGGUGCUGCUGCUUGCAUAAGAACAGCAGCAGCAGCGGAUACGAGCGAGUCAGCUGCAGGCAACACAUGGAAUUUGUACGACAACACCAAGUGCCCCCCAGUGCCAAUGUCUCUAAUGGAAUACGUAUCUCUUGGGCCUCGGUAUCAAGAGCGGCAGCAGCGUAUGGACAAAACAGAAGUACCGAUGUCGGCAACGAAGACAUCAAAGCACGACGACAGCGCGCACCACCAACAGCAGCAGCAGCAGCAGCAGCAGAGGGCGGACGCGGACGACGAGCAUGCACAGGAGGACUGGCUAUCCGCCGCGGCCGAUAUUGCAGCCUCCCUCGGCGUUGAUCCUUUGAAGUCCACCGAGGCGCAGCAUCGCCGAAUUUUUCACUUGUACCUCCCGGUGUACUUCUGGCUCAAGCUCCUCUUACGUCAAAGCCGCGGCUCCGCGGCAUCUCCAUCAUCAUCAUCAUCGUCGUCGUCAUCUGCUCGGGAUGUUGCUGCUGGUGUACAAACGGCCAACGAGCACCCGCGAUCCUCGCGUGGCGACGUUUCGAAACGUGCUAGGGCCAGCAGCAACACCGGUAGCGACAAGGGACCCCCGGUGGUCGUCGGCAUCAACGCGCCUCAAGGGUGCGGGAAGACCACGAUCGUUUCCGAGAUGCAGCGCAUGCUUGAGAAGGCUGGCCACCAGUGCGUCGUGAUGUCGAUCGAUGACUUUUAUCUCACGGGAGCCGAGCAGGACGCUCUUGCGGCGAGGUUCCCGACCAAUCCCUUGCUUCAGGUCCGCGGCAACGCGGGGACGCACGACCUGGCCCUGGCGCUCCGCACGAUCCGCGCAUUAACAAGGGGGGAUGACGGCACAAGCGACGUUGAUAGCAGAGAUCUCCGCCCAUCGCCCCCCUCCUCAGCCGAAGACCCGGCAGCCCAAGACUGCGUUCGUGUUCCCCGAUACGACAAGUCAGCGAGAGGGGGAAAGGGCGAUCGCGCGCCCGAGGGGGAGUGGAGCGUGGUUUCGAUGCCACCGGACGUUUUGCUGUUGGAGGGGUGGAUGCUCGGCUUCGAAGCCUUGCCGGACGACAGCCCCUUGCUGCUUUCGGCAGCGGAAGCAGACGGCGGCACAAGCGAUGGCCUCGGAGCUGUCAACACGUUCCUUAAGGACUACCAAAGCUUGCACAACGAGGUCGACGCUUGGCUAGUGCUUAAGACGGCCGAGCCUGAAAUGGUAUUUGAAUGGCGAGCCGAGGCCGAGCGUCGCAUGCGAGAGGCUGGGCGCGCGGGCAUGUCCGAUGAGGAAGUGCGAGAUUUCUGUUCCAGAUACAUGCCCGCCUAUCGUGCCUACUUGCCAGGCUUGUACGACCGCUGUCGUGCUGCGGAUGCCGGAGUAGAGGAAUCAACAGACCACGACAGACUAGGGCAACCCCCUCAGGGAGACGGUGGUAGUAGAAAGUUGACGAGCGGUGUUGUGCGAGCAAGGCAGACACUUGUUAUUGAGGUAGGGAGAGACAGGAAUCCCGUUUUGUGACCGUGUGUGAUUGGUUGUGAGCGUUGCGUAACGGCGUGUCAUAACCGAAAGCGUACCCGUGCAAUCGGCGCCAUUAGGCAGAAAUGUUUCCCUCUGUUUGAAGCCGAAUUUGUUAUCAAGCAGGCGGGCAAACUGUCGUAUCUGGAUGACCUUUCUUGCCAUAUCGUUGACUGCAGGCGAGCUUGCCUUGGCGUGGUCCGAAGAAAGUCUCGAGUGCACAUUGUGGAGAAGAAAGUGAAUUGGGGGAAUUUUGGUGGUCGAAUAAGCAACUCAGAGCGGUGCAUUGCUUCGAGUGGUGGCACGAACCAUAUCCUGUUAGCAAUACCAACUUGCUCAUGGUGCUUGUUACCCUCGUCAGACUGUCG
Molecule: messenger RNA, 2239 nt
Organism: Ectocarpus sp. CCAP 1310/34
Lineage: Eukaryota; Phaeophyceae; Ectocarpales; Ectocarpaceae
Source: the annotation of a GenBank genome assembly